AUGGCUCCCCCCCAAAAGUCUUUUGGGGCCCCCCCUCAAGAGAAAAUCGUCGUUGCUUUCCUAGGACCGAUAGCUUCGUACACCCAUCAGGUACAACACCCUUGCCAGCUUUAUGAAUGCAACCUCUAUGGACUGACGGCUAUCGGCCUUGCCCAGGCGACUCUUGGUGUCUUCGCGUCAGAUCAAUAUGUCUGCGAGCCUGCCCUGACCAUUGAAGAAGUUUUCAUAGCGGUUCAGUCGGGAAAGGCUGCGUGUGGCGUUGUACCGUUCGAAAACUCUACCAAUGGCGCCGUGGUCAACACGUUUGAGAUUAUGGCAGAUCGUCACGACAAUUAUGCGGAUAUCACAGUCUGCGGCGAAGCCUACCUCGACGUACACCACUGCUUGGUGGGCAAAAAAUCCGAUGCCAUCUACUCCCCAGAUCUUUCCGGUGCCUGCACUCCUACCAUGUCGAUACCGAAUCCCCCCAAACCUCGAGUCACUCCUCUACACAGCCUCAAGCAUGUCAGCACGAUCAUUAGCCACCCGCAAGCCUUUGGACAAUGCGACGCCUUCCUUAACUUCUACUUGAAAGGUGUUCCGAGAGUCGAUGCGACUUCCACGAGUGAAGCAGCCAAACUGGUGAAGGAGGACGAGUCGGGAGCUAGCGCAGCCAUUGCAAGCAUACUGACGGCAGACCUUCAAGAUCUCGACGUCCUGGCGAAAGGUAUCGAAGACCGAGAAGAUAAUACCACAAGGUUCCUGAUCAUACGAAAGGGCGUUGAUGCCGAGGCUGGAUCAGCAGAUAGGACCAAGUCACUCAUCUCGUUCAAGGUUGACCAUGGCACCCCAGGAGCUUUAGCAUCUGUGCUUAAUUGCUUCCAGAAACACGGUAUCAAUCUUACAAGCAUCAACAGUAGACCUACGAAAGUCGUCCCCUUCCAAUACAUCUUCUUUGUCGAGUUUGAGGGUAGCAGGUUGCGAGAUCCGAAUCAAAUGGUGAAGAAGACAUUGGAUGCUCUUGAGAGUUACGUGCAGAGUUGGAGAUGGCUGGGGAGUUGGGACGAUAAGCUACUCACGAGAUAA
Drepanopeziza brunnea f. sp. 'multigermtubi' MB_m1 is the source of this 1065-nucleotide messenger RNA. The record is from RefSeq and is a predicted model, not a curated record. NCBI's taxonomy places the organism in Eukaryota, Fungi, Ascomycota, Leotiomycetes, Helotiales, Drepanopezizaceae.